Molecule: messenger RNA, 3112 nt
Organism: Pseudogymnoascus destructans
Lineage: Eukaryota; Fungi; Ascomycota; Leotiomycetes; Thelebolales; Thelebolaceae
Gene: VPS35
Product: retromer subunit
Exons: 4
Coding region: 133-2799 (888 amino acids)
Biological process (GO): intracellular protein transport; retrograde transport, endosome to Golgi
Cellular component (GO): retromer complex; retromer, cargo-selective complex; late endosome
Source: RefSeq, a predicted model, not a curated record
CGUCCUGGGCCGCGCAAGCCAGUAAUCAACCUUUUGAGUCAACAACCCCAACGAUUCCAGCCGAAAACCAAUGCCCAUUCCAUUGUACCCUGUCCCGACCAAGAACUGAAUCCUACAUCGCUGAACUCGACCAUGGCGACACCUCCGGCGGUGGAGGACCAGGCGCGGCUGCUUGAGGAUGCCUUGACGGUGGUGAGGCAGCAGACGCACUUGAUGCGCAAGUGCUUGGAGACGCCGGGGAAGCUUAUGGAUGCGUUGAAGUGCAGCUCGACCUUGGUAUCAGAGCUUCGAACGAGCAGUCUCGGCCCCAAACAAUACUAUGAGCUAUAUAUGUCCGUAUUUGAUGCUCUCCGACAUCUGUCGGUGUACCUCCGCGAAUCGCACCCCGUCAACCAUCUGGCCGACUUAUACGAGCUCGUCCAAUAUGCUGGGAACAUCGUGCCCCGGCUCUACCUGAUGAUUACCGUGGGAACCGUGUACAUGGCCAUUGAAGAUGCACCGGUGAAGGAGAUCAUGAAGGAUAUGAUGGAGAUGAGCCGAGGGGUCCAGCACCCGAUCCGCGGCCUCUUCCUGCGCUACUACUUGUCCGGACAAGCCCGCGACCAUCUGCCCACGGGCAAUGGAGACGGACCGGAGGGGAACCUGCAGGACUCGAUCAGCUUUAUCCUGACGAAUUUCGUGGAGAUGAACAAGCUCUGGGUGCGUCUGCAGCACCAGGGCCAUUCGAGGGAGCGGGAGCAAAGAACGAAGGAGCGACAGGAGCUUCAAUUGCUGGUUGGCAGCAAUCUUGUGCGGCUGAGCCAGCUGGUCGACCUGGAGGCAUACAAAAACGUUAUUUUGCAGCCUCUUCUGGAACAGGUUGUCCAAUGUCGUGAUGUGCUUGCUCAGGAGUACCUGCUCGAGGUCAUCACGCAGGUCUUCCCGGACGAGUUUCACCUUCAUACCCUGGAUCAGUUUUUAGCGGCUGUUUCGAGACUCAAUCCUCAUGUCAAUGUCAAGGCGAUUGUGAUUGGGCUCAUGGAUAGGCUGUCUGCGUUUGCGGCGAGGGAAACAGAGCCGGAACCAUUGGAGGAGCGGAAAAAGACUGAGGAGGAGGCCCUCGUUAAGCUUUUGGAAGAUGUACGCCUAAGCAGUGAGAAGAAGAAAAAAGAAGUGGAGGCUGCUUCCGCGGCUGAGGGCGGAGACGAUAAAAAGAGCGAGCCAGAGGAAAGCACUGACGAGCUUCCGAAAUAUGAAGGAGGUGCUGAGGCCUUAGAGGACAAGAAAGAAGAGCCCGCUGCACCAGAGCCAAAGGAUGAGCCUGCUAAUAGCGAAGAUGAGGCUUCCUCGGCGAAGAAGAGUAGAGGCAUCCUGGAUAACAUCAAGUUAUACGAGAUAUUCUUCGAUCAGGUCAUGAACUUGGUCACGGCUCAACACCUUCCAAUACAAGACACGACGGCAUUGCUGGUCUCCUUGGCCAACUUAGCUAUAAAUAUUUAUCCGGAGCGAUUAGAUUAUGUCGAUAAGAUCCUCGACUACGCAAACCACAAGUGCCAGCAGCACGCGAACAGCCCCGAACUGCACUCGCAGGCCACCCAAACAAACAUCCUGAGCCUUCUCCAGGCCCCUCUACAGAGUUACGCAUCGAUAUUCACAGCGCUUUCUUUGCCCCAAUAUAUACCCCUUAUCAACUCGCAAACCUACCCUACACGGCGCGCUAUUGCUGGUGAAGUGGCUAAGACCCUCCUGAAAACUUACACCAAGACGUCCACAGUGUCAGGAUUAGAAAGCGUACUGGAGAUCUUGAAGGUGUUGAUCAAGGAGGGCUCACAACCGCCAGCAGGCUAUCCAGGUGUCCAGCAAAGAAGGGUCGUAGAGACAGACGAGACCAUCGAGGAGCAAGGGUGGCUGGCUAGAAUUGUUCAUUUGAUCCACAGCGACGACAACGAUACGCAAUUUAAGCUUCUUCAAGCAACUAAGAAGGCCUACUCAGAGGGCAACGAGCGCAUCAAGUUCACAACCCCAGCCCUUAUCACCAGCGCCAUCAAGCUCGCCAACUGCUACAAGGCUCGCGAGCACUACGACGACAACUGGUCGACGCAAUCCUCCUCGCUAUACAAGUACAUGCACUCCUCACUUUCAACGCUGUACACACGCGUCAACGGCGCCGCCGACCUAUGUCUGCGCCAAUUCGUCGCCUGCGGUCAGAUUGCCGACCAGAAUGGUUUCGAGGAGGUGAGCUACGAGUUCUUCGCUCAGGCCUUCACCAUCUACGAGGAGGCUGUCAGCGACUCGCGCGCCCAGUUCCAGGCCGUCUGUAUCAUUGCGGGUGCGCUGCACGAGACGCGUAACUUCAGCAAGGAGAACUACGAUACCCUCAUCACUAAGUGCGCGCUUCAUGGCAGCAAGCUGCUCAAGAAGCCGGAUCAGUGCCGCGCAGUGUAUUUGGCGAGUCACUUGUGGUGGGCUGUGCCGAUCGCUGCGAAGGGUGAGGAAGACGAGAAAGGGCUUUACCGUGAUGGCAAGCGCGUGUUGGAAUGUCUCCAGCGCGCCCUUCGCGUCGCAGAUGCCUGCAUGGACACCGCGGUGUCAGUUGAGCUCUUUGUCGAGAUCCUGAACCGCUACGUCUACUACUUCGACCAGCAGAACGAAGCCGUGACUAUCAAGUACAUCAACGGCCUCAUCGAGCUCAUCCACUCCAAUCUCCAGACCAACCAGGACGCGGCUACGAUUGAGGGCCCGAGGAGGCACUUUGAGCGCACCCUGGAGUAUAUCGCUUCAAGAGAGUACGAGGGCGUCGUGAUGACGGCUGCGAAGUGAGAAUGCUGUGUGCAAUUCCGGGGCGGGAUGUGCGACGAAUUUAGUGAAAAGUGAGGGGUACGGACUCCCUGGCUAAGAGAGGUAGUAUGUUUGAAAGGGGUGUGUGAGUGAGCAGAGCAGUCGAGCGGUGGGGGUGGUGGUAGCGAGCGCUUUGUGGAGUAUCUGUACAUUUUCUGGGGCGAGAUAGAUAAUAUGACAUGACAUUUGACCUUUCCCGCUACAUAUUUCAGAGGUAGAGAAAAUAUUUCUCAACAGAUUUUCGACAGCACCAGAUGCGAACAGGACAACCAAAAAGACCAGACGAAUAAUCACG